Notodromas monacha is the source of this 4837-nucleotide messenger RNA. Lineage: Eukaryota; Metazoa; Arthropoda; Ostracoda; Podocopida; Cyprididae. The record is from the annotation of a GenBank genome assembly.
UUUUUCAUCGCAGGUAGUGUAUUUUGUUGUAGAAGUGAGUGAUGGAGGAAAGCCCUCCUAAUCACGUGUGUCCGCCGGAACGCGAGGAUUGUCGGACGUGCGAAGUAGCGCGGCAAAAUCCGUUCAUUCCGCAGAUUGAAGUCUCGGAAUCGCGCCCGAAAACGUGGAUCGCACAAGUGAAAGUCUUAGCGGCGAAAUCCACUGCUGCCAUUUGUCACACUCAUCCUUGCCGGGAUUCUUGUCGUUAUUCUUGUGCCUAUUCUCAUCGUGCUGGUUGUGAACGCAUCCAAAACCGGCUCAAACCGGUUUUCGUCAAAUUCCAAUGACUAUUCCGGGCAUAAAAGCUACGGAGGUGUGUCGAUCGACAGUCAGGCUGAUUACGACGUUGGCGACGGAACAGGCUCUACAUUCUACCUUCCUCUUCCGGAUCCUCCGACUCCCAGACCCCCCCAAUGUUCAGAUAUGCCGGAACAACUCCGAUUCGACUGCUACCCGGAAGGAAGCACGAGCAAGGCGAGCUGCGAACGUAGAGGCUGUUGUUGGCUUCCGGACGUGAAGGGCGACCCCGCCCGGGACCCUCCGUUGAAUGUGCCGUAUUGCUUCUAUCCUGCCUUGUAUCCGUCCUACAUUGUGAUGAACGUUUCGGAUGCGGAGUACGGCAAGACGUUGUUUCUCACGCGCGUGUACGCGUCUGGUUAUCCGAGUGACGUUCCGUUGCUGAGAGUGGACGUGAAGUUUGAGACGGACAGUCGAUUACGUGUUAAGAUAUAUGAUCCGUUGAAAAAGCGUUACGAAGUACCAUGGCCACAAGUUCCGGAUGUUCGAACUGCAGCAAAAAAUCCGCUGUACGAAUUCGAUUAUAGCUUCCGGCCAUUCGGUUUCCGGGUCAUUCGCAAAGACAAUGGACAAGUUGUGUUCGAUACCAAGGAUGUUGGAUCCUUGAUUUUUGCCGACCAAAUGCUCCAGUUGUCUUCCAAAUUGCCUUCCUCGUAUAUUUACGGGCUGGGGGAACAUCAGGAUAAUUUUCUGCUUUCCACUAAUUGGCGGAAGUUUACAUUGUUCAAUCAUGAUCGGCUGCCGCAGGAGAAGUUGAACUUGUACGGAAGCCAUCCGUUCUAUUUGUCAAUGGAAAAUACUGGCAGAAGCAACGGGGUCUUCAUGUUCAACAGCAACGCUAUGGGUCAGUAUUGUCCUACUCUAUAUUUUGGGGGUUCUCAACUCUUUUUUUUUUUUUACUCGCUCAACCCCUUGUAUUAUGGAUUUGUUAACGUACUUAUUCAACCGACGCCAGCCAUAACUUUUCGAAGCAUUGGAGGCAUCAUGGAUAUGUACUUCUUCUUGGGUCCUUCGCCGAAAGACGUCAUCGAGCAAUACACCACACUCAUCGGUCGACCUCACAUGCCCCCAUUUUGGGCUCUGGGUUUCCAUUUAUGCCGGUUUGGUUGGAAAAAGUUGUCGGAUUCGGAGGAUGCGUUGGCAAGAACGCUGAAGAAUCAGAUUCCUUUGGAUGUUAUGUGGAGUGACAUAGAUUACAUGGAUAAAUGGAAAGAUUUCUCGUACGAUAACGAAUCGUAUGCCGGUCUACCGGAGUAUGUGAAUAAGCUGCACGCUGGUGGAUUGCAUUACGUACCAAUCAUCGAUCCUGGUAUUUCAAGUGCCGAAGAACCUGGUACUUAUUUACCAUUUGACGAAGGGAAAGAACUCGGAAUUUUCAUCAGGAACGUAACCGGGGAUCUUUUCAUUGGGAAGGUGUGGAAUCCCGUGUCAACCGUUUGGGUAGACUUUACCCAUCCUAAGGCGACUCCUUACUGGACUAAUCAGUUGACGCGGUAUCACAUGCAAGUGGAAUUUGAUGGAGCGUGGAUCGACAUGAACGAGCCAUCGAACUUUUAUGACGGAGAGAUGCACGGUUGCCCCAAGAAUGACGCUCUCGAGCAACCCCCGUAUUUGCCAGGGGUGGAAGGAGGAAAGCUGGCUUUCAAAACCGUUUGCAUGACAGCGAGACAACACGCAUCCGUCCACUACAACGUUCACAAUUUAUACGGAUUCACGGAGUCUAUAGUGACCAAUUUCGCACUCACCGACAUUCGUCAAAAGCGACCGUUCGUCAUCUCCAGGUCCACUUUUCCGGGCCAAGGCCGGUUCGGUGGACACUGGACCGGUGACGUGGUGUCCACGUGGAACGCCAUGUCGAAAUCGAUCCCGGCCAUGUUGAAUUUCAACAUGUACGGGAUCCCGUUGGUGGGCGCGGACAUCUGUGGCUUCAACGGGAACACGACCGUGAAUCUGUGCAAGCGGUGGUCCGAGUUGGGCGCGUUUUAUCCCUUCUCGCGGAAUCAUAAUUCUGAGGGGAACGUUGAUCAGGACCCUGCUGCUCUGGGUCCAGACGUGGUCAGGUCUGCGAGGACGUCGUUGCGGUUGCGCUACAGGUUGCUGCCGUAUUUGUACACGCUGUUUUGGAAGGCGCAUUCUUUGGGCCAAGCUGUAGUUCGUCCUUUGUUCUUCGAGUUUCCGGAAGACGAAGAGACUUACAAGAUUGAUAAUUGCUUCUUCUGGGGCGCUGGAUUGCUGAUAGCCCCAGUUCUGAAUGAAUACGACGAGAGCUAUAACUACUUACCUGCUGGGCUUUGGUAUAAAUUGAGCGACGGAGCUAUCAUAAAUAGCACCGGUGCGAUAUACACCUUAAAGCCACCUCGCGGCGCCCCAACAUUACUGGUCCGAGGAGGUCAUGUGCUGCCAGCGAUUCAACCCGCUCAAACUACGACAGAAAUGCGAAGUAAGCCGUUUGAGGUGAUAGUCGGAUUGGACCAUCGUGGAGAAGCCUUCGGUGAAUUGUAUUGGGAUGACGGUGAUUCCAUUGGAACGUGGGAGAAAAGAUUCUUUAAUCUCAUAGAAUUCCGAGUGAAGGAUCAAAAGCUGAGAGCAUCCGUGAACAAAUGGGGAUACGAGUCGACCAUGAAUCUCUCCAGGGUAUCCAUUUUUGGGGUAACUGUACGUUCGGAAUCUGCGAAUGUAACGCGUGUUGUUGUGAACAAUGGUACUGUAAGUUCAAAAUUUGUAUUUGACCAGAGAAGUGGGCAACUAGACAUAACUCUGUUUUCAUCCUUGGCUCAACCCUUAACGGUUGAAUGGUCAUGAACGACUUCAGCGAAAAACUCCCUUUUUUGUUUUGUUACGGUACUCAUAAUUCGUAGCUUGGCUGUGAUAUUGAACGAACGAAAUCGUCGAUCUGUUCGGAUCGCGUUGGUUCUUUGUAUGCGUUGAUGAUGCGAAAGGCAAGGUGCGGUGGACGUUGUUGGGCUCGGUAUCAGUCAGUUUGCUUGUUUCCUUGUGUUCCCUCAGCAUAUUGUACAUAUGAAGGGCAUUGUUCUAUGGUAUGGUUUCUCACGAGCGGGUGUAAGUCUGUACAACGCCAAGCGCUGAAGGCUCGAUAUUUCGCUUUCGCUUAAAGAGGUCUGUUUGUUCAAGGAAAAAUCAUGUAAUAAGAUUCUCCAGCAAAGAAUAAUUUUUUUUUUCGUUGAAUGAGCUUAUUAUCUUCGUACUUACUUUCUACUUCGGCGGGAGAUCUCGAGGGAUGAUACUGUAUCACGUACAGUACAGUAUUACUAUGUCCGUCACGGUUUCUUGUACCCUCUGCAUUACCCAGAAACCCCCACUUUUAUCAUUUCAAUAGUAUUUGACACCUAAUCCGGGAUUUGCCUGUACCCUUGUAUCUCGCCUAACGAAUUUCGUGCCUUCAUUUGCCCGUGAUCUUCUUGAGAAAAGAAAAUUCACCCACGAAACUCAUCAUCGAUUCUUCCGUAAUCAUUGUCAUAUUUUUGACACUGUCAUGCACUUCCGAAGAAAGAACCCAGAAGAGAAAGACUUCCAUUUUUUUUUUAAAUAAAUUUUGAUCAAAUUGAAGUUCAAAAUCAUCAUAAAGAUGGUACAAAACAUUUUAGAAUAGGCUCGGAAGAGUACUGCUAAAACUUCAAUUUUUAUCCUUUAAUACAGUAUAGAAAUUCAUGAGAUUUUUUUUUUCGUAAUACCGUAUUUCUGACAAAUUAUGUUAAUUGAUUGGGUUUACGAUUUCUUGUGGAAAAAAUCUGACUAGCAGAACAAACUUUUCAUCCAGCAAAAGUUUGUGGGUACAAAUGAAGUUUGUUCGAAGAGUGAGAUUUCACAUGCGCAACGUAUACUUCCGAAAUAUUGUGAAGUGAAAUUCACAUUUAUAGAUAACUAUUUCAUAUUUGGCUUAUGCCCUUCUCCGAUUUUCAUUUUUUUUUUUGAAAUGGAAGUACUGUAUUCUUGGAGUAGGUUUAAACAAGUUUGCAGGUACCAAAAAGAAAGUUUCAAGCUUAGUGAAAAUGUUGUUGAAAAACAUUUAAUCAAUAAUAUCGAAAAUAGUUUGACGAGGAUCACUUUUUCUUUGACAAGAGUCAAAACCUCCUCGCGUAUAUUUUCAUUAUUUUAACUCUGAAGGUGACGAACGACUUGGAAAAGGUUUACUUCUUUUCCGCAAUCAUUUUCAAUCCUUGUGGAUUCGGGUGAGCAAUACAUAUGCUGUGUUGCGUUUUACUUUUUUUUUUCAAGACCGUUGUUGUUCUAUGAUUUCUCAUUAGAAAUCGUAAAAAUAUUGAAUUGCUCAUUGAUUGAUGCGUGAUUUACUGUGAACCGACGAAUCGCGCGACGAUUAAUUUCGAUAACGCGUUGAACAUUGAUUCUUUUUAUAUUAUUUGUAUUGUCUCGAAGCGUUUGCAAUUUUCGAUGCUCGUACAUGUGCUUAUUUUUCUUUGGGGUAUUGAAUUAAACGAAUGCGCUCAAGGUGCGCUUCCCAUGCUUGUGCAUCCUCUGAAGA